Molecule: messenger RNA, 519 nt
Organism: Anopheles aquasalis
Lineage: Eukaryota; Metazoa; Arthropoda; Insecta; Diptera; Culicidae
Product: HIG1 domain family member 2A, mitochondrial
Biological process (GO): mitochondrial respirasome assembly
Cellular component (GO): mitochondrion
Source: RefSeq, a predicted model, not a curated record
GGUUAGCAUAAUAUUUUUCUUUGGCAACCAAGGCGCAGGCAGUAACGCAAUCCGGUGAAAUUCCAUUUUCCGCAUUCCCAAUUCCCAGUGCGUCGCAGUAUCCGCGGAGAUCCCGGGACAGCGUUUGGCGAUCGGCGAUCAUGGCAAAGGUUUCGAACGCGGCCGCCCCGGCGGAUCUGCCGUCACAGGGAGAGCUCGAUUGGAUUCAGAUGCGGAGCGAUUUCUCCGGCAUGCACGCCGAAACAACGAAGGAAAAGAUGGCUCGUAAGGUGAAGGAGAACCCGCUGGUGCCGAUCGGUUGCGCAGCGACACUGACGGCGCUCGGGCUGGGGCUCUGGAACUUCCGCAAGGGCCGGUCCCAAAUGUCCCAGUACAUGAUGCGCGCCCGUAUCUUGGCGCAAGGGUUCACGGUGAUCGCGCUAAUCGUGGGCGUGGGGAUGACGUACGGAAGCAAGGAAGCUUCCAAAAAGUAGAUGCUAUCAGGAAGAAUAUACCAUAUAUUGUAAACUCGUUAGGUAA